GUCUCGAAUUCCUACAAAAUGCUUUAUCUCAAUUUUCAUCUUUACGCCCGACUACUCCUGAAGAAAAGAGAACAAACUAGAAAGCAACCCUUCUCUCCAAUGAAUAACCCUUACACACCAAAAGUUAUCAGCCUAGAAAAUUCAGACAGCUUUAGGCAAUUUAUCUUAAUCCAAGAUGACAGUUAACAUUAUUUCUUCCAGAAGAACGCUCCGCUCUCACGCUUCUGUCUCAAAGUUCAUGCAUGUUGUCUUACGCAACAGUCUGGCCAUAAAAGUUUGUAUGAUGAGUCUGAAUGUUUUUCUUGAUUACAUCUUCCUGAUUUCCAGUAACUUUCUCUGCCAAUUUGUGGUUAUUAAAGCUUAAGGGAUUUUCAAUUCCACAGCUUUCUCCCCUUUGCUUUACAAACACGGCUUCCUUCCCGUAAAGAUAUAUUAGACAAAACAAAACAAAAAAAGAAUACCGCACGUGAGUUACUCGCAAAUGCAAGCCCGACAGUUCAAAGAUAAUAAUUUACAUACAGAAGUUAGGCUAACAACGCACGUUCUUGUCUUACAUAACACUCUUAAUACAAGGACUCAUGUGCGAGGAGACAAAACUUUAUCCUUCGUGUUAAUCCCUCAGUGUUCUCUAAUGCUUUAGGAAUGUGAUUUGGUUCCCCAGUUGUAUCCCUUUGGAAAGCAUGAUUGACUCCUCGCAAACAUGAGGAGAUCAUUAUUACAAAAUAAGACUGGCAACAGAACUUUCAUGAGAGAUUUUAAAGAGAAACUACAACUUUCAGUAGUUUAUUCAUAGUAUUGCGGAUGGUCAAAUUGAGCGCUAUUUUUAGUGGCUUGCGAACUGCUGUCACAGGAACCAAACCGCAAAAUAUUGGAUCAUGAAACAAAAAGGUCUCAACUUUAAAGUUUAACUCUUGAACUCGUUAAAUCUUGAAGUGUUAUUCUCUAUUCCAGCUACAAUACUUUUAUCUUUUAAAUUAGAGAUUGUCUAAUUCUUAUAAGGUAUUUCAUGGCUGUGUUAAACUUGUGGAGAGAAGUCACAUGUUGAUAACUUCAGAUUGUUAAAGGGAAUGUCUUUGUCUUUUAGAUUUACUUCUUCAAGUUACUACGAAAAUGAUAUCCUUCUCGUUAAGGCAAGGUAAAUAAACAACUCCAUAUCGAGCUGAAAAUCUUCACAGGAGACGUUUAAGAGGAAACCUCGAUAUUUCGACUUAAUUUUAAUUUCUAGGCAAAAUACCCCAUAGUCUUCAAACGGAAGGAACAGGCCAAAACGUAACGAGAAAUUGCAAAGAUAACAUCCGAUUUGAAUGGAUUUUCUGCGACAUACAAAUAAUGACCAAGCGAUUAUUCAAAUUCUUGCAUCAUGACGGUUACAUAACACAAUCUUCGCACGUGCACGAUCGUGCUUCAAGUUCAAGUUAAACAAGAAAGGCUUUCAUUCCAAAAGUCAGAGAGUUCAAAGUUAUCAUCUUUGUCUUCGAGCGUAAUUUUCUCCAAUGGAAUGUGUCUCGUGACAUUGGCACAAUGGGCUCUCUGACACAAUCAAGAUGGCUCUCAGGAUCAUUUCCUGGGGUGUUUUGAACUCAUAUCCGGAGCGAACAGAGGGUUUUUGUUCGCUACUGUUUUCCAAUAUUUAAGAAUGAAUGCAGCAUUUACAACAUACGAAGUGGAUUUACUCGAAUUCACUGACCCGUGAAGCAGGCACAUCAUGUUCUUUUGUUAUUGUAAACAGAUAAACAGAUGUCCCUUCCAGAAAAUUUUUAUAUGAAGCCGGUCUAUGGAGCGGUAUGCGAUUUUUUCAACUCCUACUAGAGCAUACUCGAUGCGCCUCUGGACUUGACAUUAUUGCAAAGGAAUGAUCCUUUCCCAUUCCUUUCAAUCCUUGGCAAACCGGUGGGUUCCAACUACUUCCACUACCAAACCGUUAGCGGGAAAGGGUUUACUGGGAUCUCUUGCAGACGUGUGCAAGGAAGUCGGGCGAAUUAAUCAUCAGAACUAAAAAUAGGUUGAAUGAUCAUUUCUGUUUUUGUCAUUUCUGAUUUUAUUAUAUCACGCCCGACACAUCUGAUAGCUAAGUUGUCGUGGUUAUAACCACAAAACUAAAACCACGAUAUUGCGCGCGCUACUUCACUGUAAUAUUAAGUGACGAGCGAUCCAUCAAAACAUAAAUGUCGAUGACUUGACAUAUAAUUUUUUUACCGGAGAAUAACAACUGGUAAAACUGAAACGAAAAGCUGUUUUAAUGUCGUUAUUUAAUUGUUUAUCUAUGUCUGGUCCUGAACAUAAUCCUACAUAAGUCCUAUAUCAAUUUUCGAGGCAACCACGCGUCAAAUCAGUGUUGAAAUUGCUAUCAACAGUUCGGACAAUAACUCCUACGCCAUCUGCCAAACUGGAAUUGUAUUAUUCUUCUUCUUUUAUAGAGAAAAUGCCACGAAGACUUAGAAGCUUUUUAUUUACCGUUUACUCAGGCGCAAUGGUUGUCAUAAUCGAUUUUCAAAGAUAAGAAGCAUUAAUUAAAAACCUUGAUGAGUGUCUUAAAGAGAACAAAGAAGAAGUGUGAUAGCUUGGCAAACAAUGUGAAACAAAUGAAAUCGCGUCAAGUAUUUUUAGGGAUGAGGGAAGAGCAGGGAGGCAGGAAAAAUACAUGUUUACCUCGCUGCGAACCGCAAACGAACCGCACUUCACUCGCACAGAAAGUCAACAAGGAUGACCCCCCAAGAAACCACAAGAACCACAAAAUAAGAUUUAAUUAUCUCAACAGGAGACAGCGCAAUAAGGUUGAAUAAUACUACUGUCGAUUAGCUGUCACUGCAAGCAAUCAAUUGGAACAAAACCAGUAGACGUGUUGAUAUAACUGUUUCUUUACUGAGUUUGUGUACACGUCUCGCGGUGCAUUGUUGUUUCGCGCAAGGCGCUAAUCUCCUUUGUGUUCACGAGCUGGCUGGAUGUCAUAACCGACAAGUCUUGACGCGACACAGUCGUGUGUUUUCUACACCUUGUGACAAACAGAUUUCACACCGCAGUUUUGUAUUACUCCGGAGAGUGAUCCGCCAUGUUGAAGUUUGCAGUCAAGAGGAAACCGGUCGAGUUAUUUCACGAAGCGGUUGGUGUCAAGGACAUUUUCAGGGUGCAGUUUCUCCUUGAACAGAGCGAGUCACAAUUUCACGUCGAUGAUAUCGACGAAGAUGGCAUUACCGCUCUGCAAAGGUGUUCAUUUACUGGAAACUUAAAAUUAGUGCAACUGCUUGUGAGUCAUGGCGCUGAUCUUAACAUACAGGAUAAAGAGGGUUGGAGCGUUCUGCAUGCUGCUUCAGUAGCACGAAAUCAUUCCAUCAUCCGAUAUCUCAUAACCAUGGGCGCUCCAGUGGAGUUAGAGAACGACCAAGGGGAACUGGCGAUCGAUCUGGCGCAAGAUCUGCAAUCGGUUCUAAUUCUCGCCGAAGCUAUGCGAAGGAGAGGGAAAACUAGAGAAGUCGAGCAGUUCUUGAAAAGGAGGCCCGAUAUAAGAGAGCUAAUAGAGGAAAAGGCGCAGCAAAGUGAUCUAACCAGUUUGAUAAAAGAGCCGCGCAAGAGAGCGACAAGCGAAAUCAUUUUACCUAAAAAUAUUUCGUCGGUUGAAUCGCAAAAAAGGCGCAGUUCCUUACAGCCAAGAGUUCCGACCGCAAAUGUCAAGAUGCGAGAUAAAGAUCAGGAAAGGUUAAUGGAUGUUUCAAGCUUCAGUGGGCCCAGCGGGGUUGAGUUACCCUCACAAGAUCAAGAUACACAUACCAAAAACCGACUGAGUUGGGACGUCGGUUGUAAGGACACGGUUUGCCUUAAAUGCGGAAAGCGCCGACGGGAAGUCUUCAAACGACAAUCGACAUCAUCUUUGUGUUCUAACUCAUCUGACUCAUCGAGUUCAUCCGAUUCCGCGUACAGUUCGACAUCGACAAAUUCUGCCGCGAAUGUGUACUCUUUCGAGAGGGGAAUAAUAUCUUCACCCAGGCAAAACAACGAUACAAGAGUGGAGAACUUUACUCAAGAUCGUAAACGUGCGUCGUCUGUUAACGUUUGCUUAGAUCCCGGAAAUCCUCCUAACCGCGAGUUUCCAACUAAUGCACAGUUUCAAUCACGGCGUAAUUCAUCCCCUGCCACGUACUUGCACAGUGAUCGAUAUAACACGUUUCACAGAGAAUCGAAAGCGGGUUUUACGAUUGCGAGUGCGAUCAGCCACCAAGUUACAAACGUGAACGAGUUGAAUAGUUAUGGCGUCUCACUCCUCCACGAAGCCGCAGCGAAAGGUGAUACGGAAGGAGUAAAAUUACUUCUGGAACAUGGCGCCGAAGUAAACAGGCAAUCUUUGAACGGAAGCAGUCCUAUCCACGAGGCUGUUAGAGAAGGAAAUGUUGUGACGGCUUCUAUAUUGAUCGAACACGGCGCGGAUUUAUUUUCUGAGACAGAUAACGGCUUGUUGCCAGUAGAUAUGGCCAAAGACAUUGAAAUCAAACGCUUCAUUGAAAAUGCGAUGGCUUUGAAAUAAUUGAAUUCAACUGCAGUUUACAAUAAACAGUUUAUCUGGAAUUUCCAGACCAAGUAUUUAUCAAAAUAUUAAGGAAACUAUAUUUUUUGAAAUAACCAUGUACUUUACUAUCUCAAUUGUAACUCAGCAGUAUUAGACGACUGAGGUAAAACUACCAAAGAUACCAAAAAAAAAAACCCUCUACAUUGCGUCAAAAUGUGUAUAAGCCAGUAUAACUUCGCAUUAAAAUUGCAAUUACAAUUA
Messenger RNA from Pocillopora damicornis (cauliflower coral), 4759 nucleotides. RefSeq lists its product as uncharacterized. Gene Ontology annotation, cellular component: BRCA1-BARD1 complex; BRCA1-A complex. Gene Ontology annotation, biological process: protein K6-linked ubiquitination. Lineage: Eukaryota; Metazoa; Cnidaria; Anthozoa; Scleractinia; Pocilloporidae. The record is from RefSeq and is a predicted model, not a curated record. Gene Ontology annotation, molecular function: ubiquitin-protein transferase activity; protein binding.